CCCCACGGCCGGCAGGGCCGGCUCUCCAAGAUGGCGUGGGCACCGCCUCCGUCGGCGGCCCAACUGUACAGGCCGAACCGCUUCGUCUCGCUGCCCGCCGAGCUCGACCCCGCCACCUACGACACAUCGCCGGAGAAGCUCCGCGCCGAGGCCGAGCGCCUGGCGAUUCGGUCCCGGCUCAAGCGGCAGUACCUGCUGCAGCUCAACGACCCCAACGCGCCCGCCGUCAUCGAAAAUCCCGCCUUGAUCCGCUGGGCCUAUGCGAAGUCGCAGAACGUCUACCCGACUUUCCGGCCGACACCCAAGACGUCCUUUCUAGGAGCUGUUUAUGGCUUAGGCCCCCUCCUCUUCUGGAUCUUUGUCUUAAAAGCUGACAGGGAUCGUAAAGAGAAGCGUAUCCAGGAAGGUAAACUCAAGCGAUCGCCGCUCAGUGUGUUCUUCUAAGUCCCUGGAAUUGCAGUGAUGUUCUUGGGAUAGAAAUAAAAUAAGAUGCACUAUGUGAUGACAUUUCUCUGUCACAAGAAUAAAUCUUAAUUGCUUGUUGGUUGUCUUGCAUCUUUAAAAAUCAUGGGAAGUGCAAAAAUGUCAGAUCUUUAUUUCUAAACCAGAUGGAUACAGAGAGGGUGUCUGGAACUCAGCCACUGUACUCUUUUGAUGUACAUACAGAGGAUCUUUUUAAACCAUGAAAGUUCUGUUGUCCAGGAAGGUUGAAGUUUAAAAUUAGUAGCAGGCUAAAAUGCUAAGCAAGACCAAAGCAGUUUCCUAAAGGAACUACUGCCUGCCUUCCAGAUGUUUCUUCUUGGUGUCACUUUGGCUGUGUGGUUUGCCCUUACUGGAUAGUGGGCGAGUUGUGUGAUACAACAAUUUUUAAGAACAUAGGAGUUUGCCUGAUUGCUCUCAAUAAGUUGAGUUAAUUUUUCUUUUCCCUAAUAAACUACAAACCUAAACCAUG
Messenger RNA from Agelaius phoeniceus (red-winged blackbird), 952 nucleotides. It is a transcript of the gene NDUFB4, whose product is annotated as NADH:ubiquinone oxidoreductase subunit B4. The record is from RefSeq and is a predicted model, not a curated record. Lineage: Eukaryota; Metazoa; Chordata; Aves; Passeriformes; Icteridae. Gene Ontology annotation, cellular component: mitochondrion; respiratory chain complex I.